CUUCAAAUUAAUUUUAUUAGUAAUGAUUUUUUUAUUUAAUUCAGGCUCAUCUUAAUCACCCCCUUGUUACAUCAAUGUGUAUGCCCUUGAAUUUCGCUAGAAGUGCUCAUGCAUGCUUCUCAUUAUUAAUUGUUUGAUUUAUUUUUAUCAAGUAGAAUCAAAACAAAUCGGAUGUGAAUCGAGAACGACAUUCGUUUAGGGUCAUCGGCACCCUACACUGGACUUGAGAAAAUGUUGGCUCGUGCUCAGAGGAAGUUUGUUAAACUUUCAAGAUGUAGUUCACUGAUUUCCUAUCAACCGCUAAAAUAUCGCAGUUUUCAAUAUUAAUUUAAAAGCUACAUCUAUAUACACGUCACCAUCAUUUACCACUUAUACAGGUUAAUAAGCAGAAUUAUAAAAAGUGCACGAAGAUAAUAAAAUUCAAUGAUCUGAAUUAUUAUGAAUUUUAUCCGCGAUGUACCUUUUAGAAAAAAUUAAAAUAAAGUAGAACAUUUAAUUUUAUUGGAAAAAGUUACUUUGUUCGUUCACUAAAGAUGAAUCAAGAAAAAUACAUAGAAGUAACGAUCAUCGAAUCAGCUGCAGAAAUUCCUACAUCUGACACCUGUUCUGUUAAAUGUUUAAGCACAAUUCACGAACAGAAUAAUCCAAAAGUUGCUCGUCCAUCUGUCGAAAAUAAUGUACAAAAGAGUGUUCCAAUUUCAUCAAGUUUGAAAUCAAACGUCGAAUACCUUCCAUCUCUUCAACAAGGUAGAAACUCUAUCCAAAAAUCACACCAACCGUUAGAUAUUGAACUUCUUUUACGAUAUUAUGCUUGCACUUCUAACAUGGAACAAUCAAUAAACAACGUCCUGGAAAACAGGAAUGAAAAAUCUUUCGAAGGUCCUUUACUCGAACUGGGCGCAGCUACAAAAAUCUGCGACACCUUGAAGGAACCUUCGUCCACUGGUUCUAUAUUAACCACCUUCCGAUUUCACAAUAUUUUAUCGAGAUUACGACAUCUAAUUGGUACGUGUAACAAGAACAAAUUAGAACAAAUCCUGUCGAACGAUCCUUCGAUGAAGAUGUGCAAAUACUGCGGUGUGAUCAGUUGUUCGAAAUCUUCGAAUAUUCCUGUUGAACCGAGAAAAUCUCCUCCAAACACUUCUUAUUUCUUGAGCACAGAUAUCUUUUCAAAUGAAGAUGACGACUCGACGAUUCACAAACAAGUAAAGAAAUUAAAUCCUAAAAAAACUGUUGAAAAAGAUGUUACUAGGCGUCGUAAAAUUAAUCGAAAGAAAGGAAAUGAGAUAAAUGGAAAUUCAGGAAGAGUCGAAACUAUGAUAGCUGAGCGUGAAAACGAUAGCCAAGUAAAUGCCAGAAAAUCUGUAAAAAAUGAAGCGGAAUCGCAGGUUACAAAAUCGCCACCUUUCAAACGAGAAGUGCAUAAAACUGCAGUUGCAACGAAGAAUGCACCAUCACAGCAAACAAAAAUGAAUCCUGCCGUUGAAAAUAAAGAUAUAGUUAAAAACAGUGCCGAUGCCAAUUUCACAAAUAACUUUUCGUCCGAUAAACGUUUCAGGCUGCUAGACUCUAAACAAAGAUUAAUAGAAAAUACAUUGAAUCAUAAACGCAAUAAUUUAAACGUUGACGAACCUAAUGAAAAAGUCGUGAAGGAUAUUUUAUAUGAAAAAUCAACACUUCGGUUACCGGAGUGUACGCAUGUAGGUUCUGUAAGAAAUGUAAAUACUAAAGAAAAUCAAUCAAAUAAUCUUGAAAUCGGAAGCCCCCCGUUUGUUAAUACAACGACGUAUUUGGCACGUGGCCGUCCUGAAUCGUUAGACAAAAGAAAUAAAGAAUUCGUUUCGCAACUCGAUGAAAGAACGUGCGUACAUUCUAGACGGCCUGAAGACCAACAUAGUUUCAUUCUUCACACUGACCAAAUUGAUAAUCCGCAAUUAAAUUUAGAUUCUUUGAAGAUUCAUUCCAAACUUUCUCCAAAUGAUACUUCUUCAAAUCCUAAAAAUUUUCAAGAAUCUAACAGUUUUACUUGUUUGAUGGAAGAUGAUUCUCUAGAAAAUUGUAUUAAGUCUGAGACACUGGUAGAGUCUAGCGAAAGUGACACCACAGUGAUCAGCUCCUCUUCCGCAGAGAAUAUGAUUCGUAAAUGGGUGAAAUCAUUAAGAAUCGAUAACGAAACUCGUCAAAAGUCAGUCACGUUGAAACACUCUAUGGAUGACUUGCAAUUAGAUACAAAGCUUCGAUCCCUUUGGAACAAUGACAGAUCUAUUAAACCCACAUCAAUUAAAGAGGAACAUAAUUUAGGAAGUCAUAUCUUGAGGAAGAUAUCGCAUUCUGUGCCAUCGAAACGUCCCAAAAAUACUUUUGGACAGACCAUGUCGUAUACACUUGACUCAAAGUCACCCAACGAUCAACAAUUAUUAAAUAAUAAAAUAAGAGCAUCAAGUUUCAGAAAUAUUGAAAGUUGUGGUGGUAAGAGAUUAUUUGGAUCUUUCAGGAGAGCCAUGAGAUCUAAAGAGAUGGACUUGAAUGUUGAAUCUUUUACCUUUCCUGGCAAUCAUUUUCUGGGUGAUCAUUUUAGAAACAUUACACGAAGGAUCAUUUACAAUGAUUCCUCUUUGAAGAACAUUAGUGGUAAUUCUGAAACGUGUGAUGGUGCAGAAAAUAUAUUAUUGUUAUAUAGAAAAAUUCUUGAAAGCACAGAAAAGAUGAACUGGCAGAAUUUUCAAAGAUUCAUCGAAGAAUUGCAUCCUAAUCAGAAAGAAGUUUGGCGAAAUAUUUGCAUGGUUAUUGAUAACGAAGCGCGAAGAUUGGCCGAUAAAGGUAACACGGAAGUGUGCAUAGAGAUCACUUCCGCUCCCUUGGAAACGACGAUGGAGGACAGAACGUGUAACGACGAGAUCGUGUUCGAGAUGGACAUAACACUUGAAGAAGUGAAGAGGUGUCUUGGUAGGCAGCUGGGUUCCACUGAGAAAGCAAAACUUGACAUCCUUCAGACAGCCAAUGAAGUUAUUAAACUUCGAAAUGAUGACGUUUGUGAUACUGAAGUGGUCUUCAAUCAAGCUGAAUAGACAGUAUUGGGUGCUUUCAAUUUUCCUUGCACGUUACAUUGAUUUCUUCCUCGCAUACCUUAUCGUGCACCUCUAGUCUGAAUUUCUCUCCUAUUUUUGUACUAUUAAACAUUCGAAAUUUUUAUAAAAAGAAUCUUAUAUUUAAACUAAAA
Osmia lignaria (orchard mason bee) is the source of this 3220-nucleotide messenger RNA. RefSeq lists its product as uncharacterized. The record is from RefSeq and is a predicted model, not a curated record. Lineage: Eukaryota; Metazoa; Arthropoda; Insecta; Hymenoptera; Megachilidae.